This is a messenger RNA of Porites evermanni, 569 nucleotides long. NCBI's taxonomy places the organism in Eukaryota, Metazoa, Cnidaria, Anthozoa, Scleractinia, Poritidae. The record is from the annotation of a GenBank genome assembly.
GAGGAAGGUAGAACAGGAAGGAAGGGGAGAAGAGGCAAGGAAGAUGAAGGAAGGGAGAGACGAAAAGACGAAGGGUGGGAUUACCGGAAGAGAGGGAGGAAGGGUAAGAAUGGAGUUGGUAAGGGAGGAAUAGGUAUGAAAUGGGAAGAAAAUUGGAGUAGUGGAAGGAAGGUAGAACAGGAAGGAAGGGGAGAUGAGGCGAGGAAGAUGAAGGAAGGGAGAGAAGAAAAGAGGAAGGAUGGGAUUAAUGGAAGAUAGGGAGGAAGGAUAAGAAACGAGGUGGUAAGGGAGGAAUGGGUACGAAAGGGGAAGAGAAUUGGAGUAGUGGAAGGAAGGGAGAACAGGAAGGAAGGGGAGAUGAGGCAAGAAAGAUGGAGGGAGGGAGAGAAGAAAAGACGAAGGGUGGGAUUAACGGAAGAGAGGAAGGGAGGGAGGGUAAGAAAGGAGUUGGUAAGCGAGAAAUGAGAAUGAAAUGGGAAGAAAAUUGGAGUAGUGGAAGGAAGGUAGAACACGAAGGAGGAGGAGAAGAGGCAAGAAAGAUGGAGAGAUGGAGAGAAGAAAAGAGGAAG